Molecule: messenger RNA, 1644 nt
Organism: Ectocarpus sp. CCAP 1310/34
Lineage: Eukaryota; Phaeophyceae; Ectocarpales; Ectocarpaceae
Source: the annotation of a GenBank genome assembly
AUGGGCUCCUCUCUGCUAUCCGAGCCACGACGCAAACGAAAGCGCACCGCCAGGGCGACUUCCUCCUUCAGGUUAAACUAUGGCACCGCGGGGAAGAACGAAGGGAAGCGCUGCGCUAGGUGCCUGCCCUGGAUUGCCGGGGUGUUCGGCCUCACCAUGGCCGUCAUUGUUUGCGUGAGAAACGGGUUCAAAGACUUGGCCAGAGAGAAAGCGAGGGACGCGCGGCUCGGGAGGGCAGAGGUCCACGCAAAGUCUCAUCCUCUGGCGCUGCUCCUCGAGGGGCAGCACGAUAUCGGGUCCCAGGCCGCUCGUUUCGCGGAUCCGGAUGGGCAUUGCCUGUACCCCUCGCCCGGCGCUGAUCAACCGAUCGCCGAGAGACUGGGCGUGUUCACCUGCGUGGCGGACACGCCGUUCUUCCUGCGCGCCCUGGCGGAGUCGUUACGGUUCCGUUUCUUGGUGGUCGUAGAUGUCGGCAGCGUGUCUCUUCGUCAUGGUCUUCCUGCUUCGUCACCUGGGUUGGGCGUGGCGCUCACCGGACUAGAAUCGGAGAUAUUUCCUGAUGCACCGCAGCUACAGGCACGGCAUCGGGUGCGCAUUGGUAAAUAUCUGGCGCAAAUAACGGCCGGCGAGGAUCCGCUCCCAAAUAACGCCGAUCUGAUCCUCAUUGAUGUACACGAGGAAGUGCUGUCUGCAGAUGACUGGGUGGACCUGUUUCGCUCCUUGAUGCGGGUGCGAACGUGUGCCUUCAUUCUGAUAGAGUCGAGUCGAGAACGCUCGGCGUUAUCAGAUGACGGGGUGAUUGUCAUCCGCGGCCCGCGGGAGCAAGAAGACGCGACAACGGGUGCGGGGAGGAACGAGGGAGCGGGGUCGACAAUUCGCGCUUGGUACGGAAGCGGACAAUUGUGGGACGCGGUGACGGCUCUCGCGUGCGACCAAGUUGCCGCUGCUGCUGCUGUGGGCAAUUUAGACGGCGGCAUCAUCGUGCUACGACACGCAGCACCUGGCGAAAUAGAUGUAAAGACUGUAAAGGCGAGAUGUGGCCGUAACCACCCAGGGCAACAAGGGGGGGGCGGCGUAGCAAAGGGGGCGGUGGCGGCAGCCCCACCACACCCAUUGCGAUUCGAAAGACUUUUCCUAUGGUCGACCGCACAGGGUGACAUUACCACAGUUACGGCGAUCGAGGCUGUUCAGGCAAAGUUUGGCGGAGCUAACGCGGUGCGGAAAUACGCCCGGCGAAGGUACGACCGAUCGGCGUGCUUGAACACUUCGAACACCUUCGCCACCGCCGAAGCUGCGGCUUGGAGCGAACCAUCGUUAGAAGCGGAAAGCAUGGGCGGUGGGCACCUCCGCGCCGAACCGCGGCACAUCCGCCACAAGAGUUUGCCACAAAGCGGCGCCGCAUCCCAGUGGCACUCCGCUGCACGAGCGUGCCUGGAGACGCACUUGGAGGAGCACUCUCAGGAUGUGCGAGCCGGGUUCGCGCUCGAGAUGGUGCUUAGGGCGACCGGGGGCAGCGGGGUCGACAGGCAGGUUGCCCGCCUUCGAACGAGAAUGACUGAAGAGAGUGGACCGGCGGGAGGCCUCCUUUGGCGAGCGCUGCACGCGCGCGCGGCCGGUGUGGCGGCAACGGGGCUGCUCCUUUAG